Messenger RNA from Scleropages formosus (Asian bonytongue), 4458 nucleotides. RefSeq names its product inactive carboxypeptidase-like protein X2. The transcript is spliced from 20 exons. NCBI's taxonomy places the organism in Eukaryota, Metazoa, Chordata, Actinopteri, Osteoglossiformes, Osteoglossidae. Gene Ontology annotation, molecular function: DNA-binding transcription repressor activity, RNA polymerase II-specific; RNA polymerase II transcription regulatory region sequence-specific DNA binding; zinc ion binding. Bases 783 to 4223 code for a protein of 1146 amino acids. The record is from RefSeq and is a predicted model, not a curated record. Gene Ontology annotation, biological process: peptide metabolic process; regulation of DNA-templated transcription; protein processing.
CCCCGCUUCCUUCACUUCGCGGCCUUUGCGAGAGAAAAGCGCGGAAAACCGAGCGACCGAGAUCUGGUUUGAUAGAGAGUCGUGCUUUUUCCCUCCUUUUUUUCGCCGUCCAGUCCGAGUGAAAUGGACGAGUCUCUGGGGGGGAAAAAAAAGGUUGUUUUCGUGUCCCUCUGCCUUUUGUGCACCACUGUUUGUUCAACUUUUGGGGAGAAUUCCACUGUGAGUGAGCGACAGGGGUUCGAUAUCAUCACCCACCCCCUUCCACUGUGAGUCUCCACCUCUGGAGCUUAGCAGAGUGUAAGGCUCCCUCCCUUCCCUCUCUGCGACACACUGCAAAGGGGCUCGUAUCAGGGCCGUCCGGAACAGCAGACCUCGAGACGGCCGUCUGCCCGUCCUCCACAGGGUUGCGGGUGGCCUCGCUGCAGCUGUCAGUUUUCCUUUCUCAUCCGUGCAGUAGGUGCUCUCCAUGCCUCUUCCGAGCCGCGACCGGGACACAGUUCUCCGCCUCCUCCGAUAGACCUGUGCUCCAGAACUCGCUGGAUCCAUUCAUUUGUCUUGUUGGAUUAACUCGACCGAACGUCCACUUUUCCUCGAGGAUUAUCGAUGCGCUCGUACCUGUAGAAUCCUAUUUUACCCUCCAUUUUUGGCGGCAUUUCAGCCUUGGAGUACCUGUACCUGCCUACAACUACUUCUGCCUUAUUUCCAUAUUUGUUUGUCACUGACGCUGAUUAAGGGUUGCAAGCACUUUGUAACUCUCCACCCACACCGGCUGGCGGUUAAAGAUGAGGGGAAUCGCCCUGGGGCUAGGUGUCGCCUUGCUGGCUGUGUGUUGUCUGCUGACGCUUGGACACAGCGCAGACUCGCGAGUCGCGGCGCCGGGGGGAGUCCGACCUCGCCGGAGAGCAGAGCUGCAGGAGGACCGCGAAGAUGAGGUGGCUGAGAUCCACCCCGCCAUGGAAGCUGAGAUGGGGGCUCUCAGGGUCAAACCGAAGAAGAAGAAAUCCAAGGAAGAAAGACUGGCAGCCAGGCUCAAGAAAGCAGCUGAGAAGGAGGGCAAGGGUAAGAAGCGUAAAGAACCCAAGCCCACCAAGAAACCAAAGGGCCCCAAGGCCACAAAAAAACCCAAAGCUCCCAAGUCUACCAAAAAGCCAAAGGGGUCCAAGAAGAACAGAGACAAGUCUGGGAAGAAGCACAAGCACGUGAAGGAGGAAGUGCAGACAGAAAGACCUCCAACAACAACCCCCAGACUGGUGGAAGAGGACUACAUUGUGGGCUGGGACAAGGAGAAGUUGUUCUCCACUGAAGCUCCAGAGAUGGAGGAAUACUACUACCCAGAACCAGACCAUGAAGACCUCCUCUGGAAGGCGCCGGAGACGUCAGCGCCCCCAGUGAUUGUGACUGAAACAGAGGUGAUGAGGAAGGAGGAGGAUGACUACUGGGAUCCAACAUAUGAUGAGCUUGGACCCUUUCACUUCCCCUAUGGCAAAACGGUUAUUCCCACAGAGGAUUGGCGCUAUCCCAUCCCAGAGCCCAGUCCCCCACCUUCUCCACACUUUAUAGAGCCCAGUCCUCCACCUCUACCACCUGUUGAAAAGCCAUGGUUUGAGGACUACGACUACAGAUACAAUGCUAAGAGGCUGGAGGAGAUAAGGGAAAAGGAGCAAAAAGAGUUAGAAGAAAAAGAAAAACAGAGGAAAAUGUGGGAGGAGGAGGAGGAGGAGGAGGAAAACGCGAGAGCCAGGCCACCACCCAUCUACAGGGAGCCAAAGAAAUGCCCUCCACUGGGUCUUGAGUCCCACCGGGUGGAGAAUGACCAGCUCCUGGCAUCCUCCAUGUCCUAUCAUGGCUUUGGCCCUCAGAGAGGACGCCUCAACAUCCAGGCCUCAGAGGAUGAGGAUGAUGUGUAUGGUGGUGCUUGGUGUGCCAAUCCUGGGGAGACAGAGCACUGGUUUGAGGUGGAUGCACGCCAGGACACAGAGUUCACAGGGGUCAUCACCCAGGGCAGAGAUUCUAAAACAAGCGAAGACUUUGUCAUGUCCUACUAUGUGGCCUUCAGCAACGACAGCCGGGAGUGGACUGUGCUGCAAGACAGCUACUCCGAGUGGCUGUUCUUCGCCAAUGUGGACAAAGACACGCCCGUGGUGUCCCAGUUUGCAGAGCCCGUGGUGGCACGUUACAUCCGUAUCCUCCCCCAGAGUUGGAACGGCAGCUUGUGCAUGAGGCUGGAGGUGAUGGGCUGCCCAUUACCCAAUGGCAACAGCUAUUACCAUAUGCAGAAUGAGGUCAUUCCAGUGGAUGACUUAGAUUUUAGGCAUCACAGCUACCAAGACAUGGAACAGAUGAUGAAAUCAAUCACCGAGGAGUGUCCAAAUAUCACCAGAAUGUAUGAAAUUGGAGAAAGCUUCCAAGGGCGUAGGAUCUACGUCAUGGAGAUCUCGGAUAACCCUGGGGAGCAUGAGACAGGUGAGCCAGAGUUUCGCUAUACGGCCGGGAUCCAUGGGAAUGAAGCACUGGGGCGGGAGCUGCUUCUUCUGCUGAUGCAGUUCUUAUGCAAGGAAUACAAGGACGGCAACCCUCGAGUGCGCCGUAUCGUGGACGGAAUACGCAUCCACUUGGCACCGUCACUCAACCCUGAUGCCCAUGAAUUGGCCUUUGAAGCUGGAUCGGAACUUGGAAACUGGGAUUUCGGUCACUGGACAGAAGAGGGCUACGACAUCUUUGAGAACUUCCCUGACCUAAACAGCAUCCUUUGGGCAGCAGAGGACAAGGGCAUGGUUCCUCACACCACCCCCAAUCACCACAUCCCAAUUCCAGAGAGCUUUCUCUCAAAGAAUGGCUCCGUUGCAAUGGAGACAAGAGCAAUCAUUUCCUGGAUGCAGAGUAUCCCCUUUGUCCUGGGGGCUAACUUGCAAGGAGGUGAGAAGGUUGUCUCGUACCCCUAUGACAUGCACCAGAAGAAAAAGGCAAAAGAGGAGAAUGAAGAGAGCAGGAGCAGGCGGGUUGCACGCCAGUAUGAAGAAGAGGAGGAGGAGGAGGAGGAUGUUGAGAUGUGGGGGAGGAUCUACCCGGAAAAUGAGGAAGAGCCACGGGAGCUGCCCGACGAAUCCAUGUUCCGCUGGCUGGCCAUCUCGUAUGCUUCCACCCAUCACAACAUGGCCACCAGCUACCAAGGGUCUUGUCACGGGGAUGACUUAAGUCGCAGUCUGGGGAUUGUCAACCGUGCAAUCUGGAAGCCUAUCGUGGGCAGCAUGAAUGACUUCAGCUACCUUCACACCAACUGUUUCGAGCUGACCAUCUUUCUUGGCUGUGAUAAGUUUCCCCAUGAGAGUGAGCUCGCGCAGGAGUGGGAGAACAACAAAGAGGCUCUUUUGGUGUUCAUGGAGCAGGUGCAUCGUGGGAUCAGGGGUGUGGUGAGGGAUCGUGAGGGCAACGCUAUUGGCAGCGCAACCAUUUCGGUGGAAGGGGUGAACCAUGAUGUGAGGACAGCGGACACAGGGGAUUACUGGCGGCUGUUGAACCCUGGGGAGUACCGGGUCACAGUGCGAGCGGAGGGCUUCUCUCCCCUAACCCGCCUCUGUGUGGUGGGAUACGAGCCAGGAGCCACGCCCUGCAGCUUCACCCUCAACAAGUCCAACUGGGACCGCAUCCGGGAGAUCAUGGCAAUGAACGGAAACAGGCAUAUCCCACUGCUCCAGAACGGCAACGUUGUGAUGGGGAGACGGAGACCCAGCGAAAACAGCAUUAGGGGGCAUGGUGUGUCCCAUGCCUCACGACUGCGCCGUCUGCGUCUCAUGCGCCUGCGCAGGCUUAGGCAGCAGAAGCUUUUGACCAGUCAAAAGAAGACAACAACCCAAACUCCCACAACCACAGUUCUGACAACCACCAGCGCCCCAGCGACAACCAUGCCCCCGACAACCACCAAUCCUCCAACAACAACCGUGCCCCCGACAACCACCAAUCCUCCAACAACAACCAUGCCCCCGACAACCACCAGUCCUCCAACAACAACCAUGCCCCCGACAACCACCAAUCCUCCAACAACAACCAUGCCCCCCACAACAAGCUUCCCAAUUUCAACCACCACCGAGUUUCUCCUGGAGAGCAGUACCUCUGCUUACGACUCCUGGUACAUGGACACGAGCCCUACGACCGACUUCCCGUCAGUCAGCAGAGACACAACCACACAGGACUAUGUCUACUAUGACUAUUCAGAUACUUAUUAAACAGCAGUAACAGCAUGCAUUCACACUUUUGGUCUGAAAGGUGUCAUUUUGUUCAGUCUAUCUAGUGCACAUCUGUGUGUACACGAACGCGUGUGUGUAAUCAAUUUUUCCAGAACCCAGUUUUAAAGAUGUCUGUCUUGACACGAAUACACAGAUUAAUGGGUGGUUUGGCUAUCCUCCUGAGAACCAAAGCACAUAAAGAGGAGUGUUUUUUGGCUCGUCUCCCUUUAGAAUG